AUGCAUGCCAAAAUUUCCAAACAUGCCUUUCUGGGCGUGCUCUGGGCAUUUACGGCUACUGACACUGUCUUCGUCCUCUUUCGCAUCUUUGUCCGGAUUGCCUCAUUCCGUCGACUCUUUGUCGAUGAUAUCUUCGUGCUACUCGCAUGGGCCAUCAUGCUGACCAAUGCGAUCAUCUGGCAGAUCCAGGGGCAAGUGCUUUAUAAUUUGUAUGCGAUCAGCACUGGCCAGGAAUCAUACACCCCUGCAGUUCUGCCUAUGUUUGAAUCAUUCAUGCGAUAUAUAGCUCCCAUGACCAUUAUGUUCUACUCAGGGCUGUGGGCCAUUAAGUUCUCAUUCAUGUCCUUUUUCUUCCGCCUCAACUCCAAGGUCAAGAGCCAUCGUAUUUGGUGGUAUGUUGUCAUGCUGGUUGUUGGAGGCGUCUAUAUUGCAUGCGUGGCCGACGUCGACUACAAGUGUAGCCUAGGCGGAAUGGAGUAUAUAAUCAGUGAGAACUUUGACGAUCUGGUCCAGCCCAGAAGACAAAGACUAACGUGGGGUUAUAAUCAGCCAAAUGCAGCGACCUCGAUCAUGUCCAUUAUCAGAACCGCACAUUCUGGGCAAACUGUGCCGGGGAUAUUGUCACUGAUAUUUUGA
Aspergillus oryzae RIB40 is the source of this 636-nucleotide messenger RNA. RefSeq lists its product as uncharacterized. Lineage: Eukaryota; Fungi; Ascomycota; Eurotiomycetes; Eurotiales; Aspergillaceae. The transcript has 2 exons. The coding region runs from base 1 to 636 and encodes 211 amino acids. The record is from RefSeq and is a predicted model, not a curated record.